AUGAAACUAUGUAUUAUAUUUAGACCAUUAUUGUUUUAUUUAUUGUUGUGUUACGGCAAAAAAUUUGCCCUUUCUACUGACCAAGCUGCAACAACUACAACUCCACAACAGCAACCCUUACUCUAUUCAAUAGAGGUUGAUAUCGCACAAAGAGAGUCUACUAGUGAAAUCAUAUACAAUGUGGAGUUCGAUGGAGCUGAAACUUUCGUUUGUCGAAAGGGCUACGUGAUUAGAGAGGUAUGGAAACGCGAUAAACUCCUAUGGAAAUAUGAAAAAGAUGCGUAUCCUGAUAAAGUAUACAUUAUAACUGGUUCUGAUGGAAAAAGGACAGCUAAUGUUCGCUACCCAUAUGACGAACUUGUAGUUGAAGUUGACCUAUCAGUCAAGCAGUCUAAUGACUGGGUUAUUUAUCAGAGAUAUGAUCAAGAGGAUAUUGACUUAUUCAUUUGUAAAACUGGUUACUUAAUUUCAAAGGUUAAGAAAGGACAGGCUGUAGUAUGGCAGUGGCAACAAGGUUUGGACUACCCUAAUAGAGUUAUCAUCCACAAGGACGAACACGGAAAAAAAAUGGCAACUGUUAAGUUCCCAGGAGAUGAACAUAUUUUGCUAAUCUUAGAUGUUGCAGUUAGGCAAUCCACGAACGAAGUUGACUAUGUAAAGGAUCAACACGGCAUUGACGCCUUUAUUCCCAAGCCAGGUUACAGAAUACACAGGGUGGUAAAGAAUGGUAAAUUCGUCUGGGAGUGUCAAGACGGGAUUUAUCCUGACAGGAUCAAUAUUGUCUAUGACGAAAAUGGAAGACCUAUUGCCAGGUUUAAGUUCCCCGAUGCCGUUCCAGAAGCAGCGCCUCCGGUUGCCGCUCCUCCUCCAGAGGUGGCCCCGCCACCACCUCCGCCACCCGAAAUAAAAGAAAGAUCUGGUAUGCAAUUAGAUUUAAUGGCUAAAGAACCCACUCAAUAUUACAAUUACGAAGAUCAAGGCAAUGUCGGAACUUAUACGCCCUAUGAUACAGUUGCCUUCAAUUCUAUCAUGAAGAAAAACAGUACUAUAUGGUCUACUCGUGACAAAAAGAAAUACGCAACACUUGUAGUUCGAGAUGGUGUUAAAAAGUGUAAAAGUUUCAAUAACGUGUCACUCCAGCAUCUCGAUGGUAGUUAUACUCAUUUAACAUACGACAAAGGCAAUUGGGUUGAAAUUUCAAAGGAAUUGAUCCUUAACAUUAAGUUUCAAAAUACUGUACGCUACGAUUACUCAGAAGAACACGAUUUGGGUAUAUUUACACCCAAACACGACUGUGUAUUCAAGAAUGUGAGGUUGCAAAGGAGCUGUAGUUGUGGUCGCCGUACAGGAGACCGCGAUUUCUGGCACGGCGGAAAGGAAAAAAUUACACGGCGAGUAGUAACUAAUUAUCACUUUAACAUGGACCGUGAAAAGUAUUUAAGUAUUUUCGUUGAAGGUGGCGAAGUUUUCCAUUACCGUUCACCCACUGGCCAGUACGGAUGGGAUCAAAUCUCAAACGAAAUGGUUUUAGACUUAAAGAAGAAAGAUAAUACUUAUCGAUUCUACUACGCAGCAUAUGAUCAACUCCCUACCUACGUUGGCAACUAUAACUUUGUUUUCACGGCAAUAGUAAACGGCAACGAGCACAUAUGGCAAGGGGAAAAAGGCCAAUACGCAAAUCUCGUAUAUACCGACUGUUCAGAUCAAAAAGAGGAUCCCGAUAACCUGGCCAUUGUUUUAACAGACGAAACCAAGAUUUUGCUCCAAAAAUCCGGUGGUCGAUGGGUGAAGAGCGACGAAUUCCCAGGAUUCGACCUCGACAUCCUGGAACAGUACUCAACCACAACGAUUAGUUACGCACAAAACACGGAUGCAACUGCUCACAGUUUCACUACCAAAAACAUAUUCCUGAUUAAAAGGGUUUUAGAUGAAUGUAAAGAAAUAUGGAAGGCCGAGAAUAAGUCUCAAUACGCGCGAAAGGUUAUUUUAUUCGGCGAUCAGCUAAUCAUAAAGCCGCAUUUGGGUCAGAGAAUCGAAUAUGAAAAGAAAGAUCGUAAAUGGGUUAAGAAGGUCCUCGAACAACAAAAUUAA
This is a messenger RNA of Theileria orientalis strain Shintoku, 2091 nucleotides long. RefSeq lists its product as uncharacterized. Lineage: Eukaryota; Apicomplexa; Aconoidasida; Piroplasmida; Theileriidae. Bases 1 to 2091 code for a protein of 696 amino acids. The transcript has a single exon. The record is from RefSeq and is a predicted model, not a curated record.